CUUGGCUGUGAUAACAAGAAUUAGAGUAUAAAUGUGGCAAACUUUUAUAUUGGUUUAAAUCCUUUAAAAAUGGCUCUGUGGAUUCUAGUUUUCAUUGCAGGAUGCAUUGCUGAUCCAGGGCUUCAUGUUGCACAGAGCAGAAACAUUUUAAGGGGUGAUCAAGAGAGAAAAUCACUGGAGGAUGAAACAAACAAAUUGGAAUACAGGAUUACAAAUACCUGGGACAGCAUCCAGGUCAUUCAUGAGCCAGUGACCAUCACAUUUAAGGCAGGUGAUGGAGGACUGAUAAUGGAAGUGAAUUCCUUGUACUUUGAUGAUCCUCCAGCCCCACCUGGUGAGCCAGGACUUCCUUUUGAUGGACUUUGGGACUAUGAAGUUGUUGAAGCCUUUUUUCUCAAUAGCAAGACUAAAGAAUAUUUGGAAGUGGAACUUUGCCCGCAUGGACAGCAUCUUGUACUAUUGCUUUCUGGAGGAGAUUGUUUUGCAAAAGGCCUUGACUUGGAUUUUAAAGCAGACAUACACUGGAACAAAUGGAAUGGCACAGCCCUCAUACCUUGGAGGUAUUUUCCACCUGGUGUAGACAAGAUGAAUGCAUAUGCCAUCCAUGGGUCUGGAAUUGGAAGAACGUAUGAGGCACUUUAUCCGAUACCUAGAGAAGAGAUAGAAGAAGAUCAGGGGCCAAAUUUCCACUGUCUGGAGUAUUUCAAAAAUUUCAGUUUAAAGUGGAUUAUGGGAGAGAACUGGGAGCAGCCUGCAUCAGACCUGUGGCCAUAGCUUAAAUAGUUUCUACAAUCAAGGAACAUCCUGUGACAGAGAAGAAAUACCACCCCAAAAGGCAGCUACUUAAGAAAAAUCUUUUCAAUGUGCUUAAAGCAAAUCUUUUGUUGUGGCUUUAACAUGAUGUAAAAUUUCAAAUAAUAAUUUAAGUUGAUAUUCCUUUUCAUAAUGCUUUGUCUAUAUUGAUUCUUUUAAAUAAUUAAAUGAUAAAUAGAGGAAUAA
Messenger RNA from Alligator mississippiensis (American alligator), 999 nucleotides. RefSeq names its product chromosome 2 C4orf33 homolog (gene C2H4orf33). The transcript is spliced from 7 exons. Lineage: Eukaryota; Metazoa; Chordata; Crocodylia; Alligatoridae. The record is from RefSeq and is a predicted model, not a curated record. The coding region runs from base 70 to 774 and encodes 234 amino acids.